AUGCUCAGUUCCCUCCGGCUAGUCCCUCCUUGCGCGCCCAUUUCGAGCCCGAAUGUCAAGCUCGACUUUGGGGACUUGAGAAUCCCGCACAUAUUUUCCAGGACUAGAUUCUUGGCUAUGCGGGCAGGAAUGGCGCAGCUGGAGGGUUACUAUUUCUCGGCAGCCCUGAGCUGUACCUUUUUAGUGUCCUGCCUCCUUUUCUCUGCUUUCAGCCGGGCGCUGCGAGAGCCCUACAUGGACGAGAUCUUCCACCUGCCGCAGGCACAGCGCUACUGUGAGGGCCAUUUCUCCCUCUCGCAGUGGGACCCCAUGAUUACUACAUUACCUGGCUUAUACCUGCUGUCAGUUGGAGUGGUCAAACCUGCCAGUUGGAUCUUUGGAUGGUCGGAACACGUUGUCUGCUCCAUUGGAAUGCUCAGAUUUGUUAAUCUUCUCUUCAGUGUUGGCAACUUCUAUUUACUAUAUUUGCUUCUCCGCAAGGUGCAACCCAGGCACAAGGCUGCCUCAAGUAUCCAGAGAAUCUUGUCAACAUUAACAUUAGCAGUAUUUCCCACACUCUAUUUUUUUAACUUCCUUUAUUAUACAGAAGCAGGAUCCAUGUUUUUUACUCUUUUUGCCUACUUGAUGUGUCUUUAUGGAAAUCAUAAAACUUCAGCCUUGCUUGGAUUUUGUGGCUUCAUGUUUCGUCAAACAAAUAUCAUCUGGGCUAUCUUCUGCGCAGGAAACGUCAUUGCACAAAAGUUGACUGAAGCUUGGAAAACCGAGCUACAAAAGAAGAAAGAAGAGAGGCUUUCCUCUAUUAAAGGACCAUUUUCAGAAUUCAGGAAAAUUCUUCAGUUCCUUUUGGCUUAUUCCAUGUCCUUUAAGAACUUGAGUAUGCUUUUCCUUUUGACUUGGCCCUACAUCCUUCUAAUGUUUCUGUUUUGUGCUUUUGUGGUAGUUAAUGGUGGAAUUGUUAUUGGUGACCGGAGUAGUCAUGAAGCCUGCCUACACUUUCCUCAGCUAUUCUACUUUUUCUCUUUUACUCUCUUUUUUUCCUUUCCUCACCUACUGUCUCUUAAGAAAAUCAGGUCUUUUCUUUGCUUAGUUUGGAAACGGAGAAUUCAGUUUUUUGUGAUUACUUUAGUCUCCAUAUUUUUAGUUUGGAAAUUUACUUACGCUCAUAAAUACUUGCUAGCAGAUAAUAGACAUUAUACAUUCUAUGUGUGGAAAAGAGUUUUUCAAAGAUAUGAAAUUGUGAAAUAUUUGUUAGUUCCAGUUUAUAUAUUUGCCGGUUGGAGUAUCGCUGACUCAUUGAAAUCAAAGUCGAUAUUCUGGAAUUUAAUGUUUUUCAUAUGCUUAUUCACCGUUAUAGUACCUCAGAAACUGCUAGAAUUUCGUUACUUCAUUUUACCCUAUGUUAUUUAUAGGCUUAACAUACCUCUGCCACCUACAUCCAGACUUGUUUGUGAGCUGGGUUGCUAUGCAGUUGUGAAUUUCCUAACUUUUUAUAUCUUUCUGAAUAAGACUUUUCAGUGGCCAAAUAGUCAGGACAUUCAGAGGUUUAUGUGGUAAUAUCAGAAAUAUCUUGAACUCUAAAAAUAGACUCAUUAUUUAGACUA
Molecule: messenger RNA, 1601 nt
Organism: Eubalaena glacialis (North Atlantic right whale)
Lineage: Eukaryota; Metazoa; Chordata; Mammalia; Artiodactyla; Balaenidae
Product: dol-P-Glc:Glc(2)Man(9)GlcNAc(2)-PP-Dol alpha-1,2-glucosyltransferase
Exons: 3
Coding region: 1-1554 (517 amino acids)
Biological process (GO): protein N-linked glycosylation; dolichol-linked oligosaccharide biosynthetic process
Cellular component (GO): endoplasmic reticulum
Molecular function (GO): dolichyl pyrophosphate Glc2Man9GlcNAc2 alpha-1,2-glucosyltransferase activity
Source: RefSeq, a predicted model, not a curated record